This is a messenger RNA of Phacochoerus africanus (Common warthog), 6623 nucleotides long. It is a transcript of the gene EPB41L5, whose product is annotated as erythrocyte membrane protein band 4.1 like 5. Gene Ontology annotation, molecular function: cytoskeletal protein binding. Lineage: Eukaryota; Metazoa; Chordata; Mammalia; Artiodactyla; Suidae. The coding region runs from base 146 to 2344 and encodes 732 amino acids. Gene Ontology annotation, cellular component: cytoskeleton. The transcript is spliced from 25 exons. The record is from RefSeq and is a predicted model, not a curated record.
GGGCGUCGGGGUCCGCAGGGGAUUAGCCCGCGGUGGGCGCGCCUCAGGUCGCCAUUUCUUGGCGUCUCCGGAGGAGCCACCCGUCGCAGCCUCGCGCGGUCAGCUCCCCUCGUGGCCGCGCCGCGGUCGCAGCCCAGUGACCAAGAUGCUGAGCUUCUUCCGCAGAACCCUCGGUCGGAGGUCGAUGCGUAAACAUGCUGAGAAAGAAAGGCUCCGAGAAGCUCAGCGUGCUGCCACGCACAUCCCUGCGGCUGGAGAUGCAAAGUCUGUCAUCACGUGCCGGGUGUCCCUCCUGGAUGGCACUGACGUCAGUGUGGACUUGCCGAAAAAAGCCAAAGGACAAGAGCUGUUUGAUCAGAUUAUGUACCACUUGGAUCUAAUUGAAAGCGACUAUUUUGGACUGAGAUUUAUGGAUUCAGCACAAGUAGCACAUUGGUUGGAUGGUACAAAGAGCAUCAAAAAGCAAGUAAAAAUUGGUUCACCCUAUUGUCUGCAUCUACGAGUUAAGUUUUAUUCCUCAGAACCAAAUAAUCUUCGUGAAGAGCUAACCCGGUAUUUAUUUGUUCUUCAGUUAAAACAAGAUAUCCUUAGUGGAAAAUUAGAUUGUCCCUUUGAGACAGCUGUGCAAUUGGCAGCUUAUAAUUUGCAAGCUGAGCUUGGUGACUAUGAUCUUGCUGAGCACAGUCCCGAACUUGUGUCUGAGUUCAGGUUUGUGCCCACUCAGACUGAAGAGAUGGAGCUGGCUAUUUUUGAGAAAUGGAAGGAAUACAGAGGUCAGACACCAGCACAAGCUGAAACCAAUUAUCUGAAUAAAGCCAAGUGGCUAGAAAUGUAUGGGGUUGAUAUGCAUGUGGUCAAGGCUAGAGAUGGGAAUGACUACAGCUUGGGACUAACCCCAACAGGCGUCCUUGUUUUUGAAGGAGAGACCAAAAUUGGCUUAUUUUUUUGGCCCAAAAUAACCAGGUUGGAUUUUAAGAAGAAUAAAUUAACCCUGGUGGUUGUAGAAGAUGAUGAUCAGGGCAAAGAGCAAGAGCAUACGUUUGUCUUUAGACUGGAUCAUCCGAAAGCGUGCAAACACUUAUGGAAAUGUGCUGUGGAGCACCAUGCCUUCUUCCGCCUCCGAGGCCCUGUCCAGAAGAGCUCUCAUCGAUCAGGAUUUAUUCGAUUAGGAUCACGGUUUAGAUACAGUGGGAAAACUGAGUAUCAGACCACAAAAACCAAUAAAGCAAGAAGAUCAACAUCUUUUGAAAGAAGGCCCAGCAAACGAUAUUCUCGGCGAACCCUACAAAUGAAAGGAGGUACAGGAAAACCUGAAGAACUCAGUGUUCACAAUAAUGUUUCAGCUCAGAGUAAUGGCUCCCAACAGGCUUGGGGUGUGAAAUCUUCUUUGCCUGUGAUUCCUUCCAUUCCCUCUGGUCCUGUGCUUGUGGAGGUGGAGAAUCGUCCAAGGAGUCCUGCAGCAGAUCAGCAUGACAAGAAAUGCUUGCCUCUGAAGAUUGACUUGCUAGAUAGUCCAGACUUACCAGAAACAACCAUUGAUGAGGUAGUUGGGGCAGCCGACACUCUGGACAUAUCCCAAGUAUCAGAUGAAAUCAGCACAGCCCCCAGGCAGACUGGACUAGAGGAAUCUGAAGUUGAAUAUGGGACAUUAAAAGAUGCCUCAGAGAAGCUCAAACAUCUUGAGGUGGAGAAGAGUUCUUUGCCAUCCCCUCCUCCCAACAUCGAUGUUAACAUCAACAGCAAGGAGGAAGUGGUGAAGUUAACUGAGAAAUGUCUGAAUAAUGCCAUGGACAGCCCAGGACUGAAUGCCCGCAGAGUUCCUCCUGACUUGAAAAGUAACAUUUUAAAGGCUCAAAUAGAAGCCGUGCAGAAGGUUACAAGAGAAGAUAGCUUAUUAAGUCAUAAGAAUGCCAGUGUUCAGGAUGCUGCCACAAACAGUGCUGUGGUUAGUGAGAACAACACGCCCCUCCCUGAGGAGCCCCGUGCUGGGAUGUGUACCACACCUGCAGAAGGUGGUUCUGCUCUAAAGGAUGCUACAGAUGAAUUGGAUGCCUUGCUUCUAUCUCUAACUGAGAAUCUAAUUGACCACAAGGUCACCCCUCAGGUAUCUUCAGCACCAACGAUCACACCCCGUUGGAUUGUGCCACAGAGCACUGUCCUUCCUAAUGGGCUUUCAGGAACUGGACUGUCCUCAGCAGGCAAGGAGGGACAUGGUCCUAGAGAGGUCCCCUCGCUCAUCUCUCCCCCAGCUCCGUUCUUGGUGGAUGCCGUGACCAGCUCUGCUCCGUCUUUGGCUGAAGAAGCCACCUUGAAGCAGAAGUGCUUGCUGACCACUGAGCUCUGAGCGGUGGCCACCUCCUGGCCUGUGACCGAGGGCCGGGCCCUCCAGCUGUCCGUCCCAGAGUCCACUUCUACUGGAGCUGGAUCUGCUUGUGGGUAAAAAGCUCACCUAGGUUUGACUUCACCUUCAUGAACAAAACAGCUACAUUUCCGUCCAGCUGGAAGGGUUUCAUUACACUACACAUUUGCCCAAGAGAGGGUAUAUGAUCUUCCACUUCCUAUAAUUUUAUCCAAGCUGUAAAUUCCUGAAACCUGGGAAUUGCUUUCCCUGCGGUUUCCUCCAAGCCCCUGGCUCCCCCUAGUGGUGGUGACUGCUCACAACACCCCCAUAGGCAGCCGUCGCCGGCGUAGGCUCUCGCGGGCGCGCGCACGCUCGUUCGCUCGCUCGCGCUCUCGCUCUCGCUCUCGUCAGGGUGAGGGUCUUUGAUCCGAAUGUCUGUUAGGGAAAUUGUACCUUGCUGUGCAUUGCCUGGAAAUCAGGAAUUUAGGUAGAUUAAUUAUUACUAAAGACGUUUUUACAGUACAGACCGCUUUCAGAUGUCUCCCAUACUUUUGACUUUUUGCUGGAUGGCUAUCUUAAUACUCCACGUUUACAUCAACGUAAGAUAAACCUUGAGAAGAGCUACAGAGAACUCAGUUGCACAGUCUUUUCACUCUAGAAGGGGCUGGUGUUUCAAGAGACCCUGGGGCGUUUACCUCCAGGCACGCAUACUUGCUCCUGCUGCUGGGGACAAGCCACGGUAGACUCAGGGACUGAAGGGGCAGCACAGUAGCUCUUGGGUACCUACGGGGACGUGGGCGCCUUUUCCUUUUCAUGUAAGCUGAGUAAAUUUAGGGUUGUAAAGUGAAGGAUAAACAGUACCGGGAUAGAAAUAGGGAAUGGGGGGUGGCAGGGGACGGUGGUUGAUGGCUGAAACUAAAUGCAUCCUAUGGAAAGAAUGCACAUCUCACUCCACAUUAGGGAUUUUCUAUUGGUUAAAGAGUUCUCUAGAAUUUCCUCAUCAUUUUUGGUCUCUACAAAAAAUUCUGAAAAAGUAUUAUAUGCUCAUUAUACAAACUAGAGAAAAGAAUAAAAAUAACUACCUUCAAUUCCAGUGCCCAGAAAAAUACUCUUUUAGCUUUAAAAGUUUAGAAUGCAUCAAGUAAACCUUAGCCGUUGCGAGGAAUGAGGGUGAUCUGGAAAGUGUUGGUAAAGUUGCCGUUAAUCCCUGUUGUCAAGGGUUGCUGUUAAAGUAUACUUCCUGGAAUUUGGUUUUAGUUUCCUGCCCUGUGGUGUAUAUAUGUAAUAGAGCAUUUAAUGUAUGCUGUUCACCAUAAAAGAAUUCCCAGUUCCAGGAUCUUUAAAACUACAUGGUUUGGACUCUCCUGGGUUCGUUCCUUGUAGCAUAAUCACGAGGGUCUGUCUAGAAAGCUCAGGAACUUUCACCUUGUGCUGUUUCCCAGGGAGCUGUUGAGAUUGGAAACCACUCCUGCACAAAACAGUUUUGCUCAAGGAAAGAAAGUUGGCCCUUCUUGUUGGCUGCCUCCCCUUAGCUUGCGAAGCUUGUGAAUUUCAUUGGGGGAGCUCUUGCCAAUUCUUAAUUGUGAAACAGAUUUUCUCGCUGCUAUAGUGACAUCUAGAACAAGGGACAUCACAUUUUCAGUCCUGACGGCCCUGGAGGUAAAGGGCUAAGGUUGUACUUCCGGUCACAGAGCAGCUUUCUAGAUUUUGGAACUAAAUUGUUGAAAUAUCCUGUAACCUUUAUGUCUUCAAGCACCUGUAAUCUUGCCAGUGAGAAUAUUGAUAGGGACCUCUAAACAUUCCUUUGAAUCUCAAGUUAAAGGACACUUUGCCUCGCAUCCUGACAGGAACUGGUAAAUAUGGACAUUAAUGCUUUACUGAAUUAGCCCUACGCAGCAGAUACAUGUCAGUCUAAAUGUCAUUUCAUACCUGCUGCAGGUGCCGUUCCUGGGUGGCUAUGAUGCUCCCCUGUUCUGCUCAUUUUGAAUGGGGUGAGGGCAGGGCUGAGGUCUGAGCAGGUCAGGUAGAGGAGUCGCAGAGAGAGCAGCAGGCGAAGGAUGCUGACAGAGACUGGGGCUUGAGAUGACUGGACCAGAGGAGGUGGAUACACUGAAGUGGGGUGCGGGUGGGGGGAGGUCCAGCUGUGGCAGUCUUGCGGGCAGGUGGCCCUUGGGGCACGGUACCUGAUGACAGAGAAGCUUAACAUCUGCCUGUACAUCUGAGCCACCGAUAAACCCAGUACAACUCUGACCCUCAGAUGGCUGUUCACAGCAGCAGUGGGCUGGACAGGAGUUUUCUGUGUCAGAUGUGGUUCCCAUGCCACGCUGCAGUACAGCUGGAAGGAGCACUGGCCGUGUCAGGCCAGCAAGCAAGCACAGGUAUGAGUGGAGAGCGCAGGUUCGAGUUGGGCGCUCACUCCAGAGUGCAGGUGGUUAGUGUCCCUGCAGUGGGAGGCCACACGGAGGCGCCUUAGCGCUGAGAUAACAGAUCCAGUUUAGUAGAAAUAAUAGAAGGCCGCUUGAGUCACAGGCUCCACUCUGUGUCGCUCUCUUCCCAGUCUCUCCAGAGACAGAUUUUACUCUGGAAACAGACCAGGAAGAACCACGGUAGAGCUGGUGACUGUGAGCAGGUUUUAGGCGGCUGCUUAGAACGGGACUGUGGCUUGUGUCUAUUUGCUGUUGCCCCUGGUCUAGGGUGUGUGGGGCGCUCCAAGCAAGCGGGAGAGCUGAAGCCCAGGUCAGCUCGCUGCGCGUCCGGGGCCUGGUCAGGAAGGGAGAGCUGGCAUGGAAGUUGGCAAGAAGGUUGGCAGAUUUCAGGUUUCUCUGCUAGACUCUUGAGAACUUGAGAAAUAAUAGUGGAGUAAUAAAGGAGAUCCUGCUUCUCAGGGUCUCACUUUCGUGUUCACAGGAAGGGCUCACUGUUCUUGCAUCCCUUCCCUGGGGGAUAUACCCUGCUGAACAGAGGAGUGAUUCAAUUCCUUUGAUCGGGAUGAAUGUGGUGUUACCUGAGCUGCUUUCCUAAAACACUGAUGUUGUUUUAAGAAAAGAUCUUAUUUUGAUGUGGGAUCUCAGGUCCCAGAUCAGGAAUUGAAGGCAGGCAGCAGUGGUGAAAGCUCGAGUCCUAACCACAGACCACCAGGAACUGCCCGUUAUUAGCAAUAUUUCUUGUCAUCUGCCAAGUUUGUGUCUUACCUUCACCCACCGGAGCAGUCACAGCUGUUCCAUGGACAGUAAAGGAUGCAGUCCCUGGGUCAUCCUGCAUCUUGGCCACCUGUUCCUCAUGCGUCUCAGCUCCGGCUGACACUUCCUCUGUCUCUGCUUAGCUGAGCCGGGAGGGAAAGCUCCGGUGUCGCUGCAGAAACCUCCUUAGAGCAGAACUCUCUGGUGGUCACCUAUGUAGAGGAAGAGCUCGUGUGCUUUUCUGUAAGUCAGGCUCUUAGAAGCCAAGUUCUCAUCACUUUUAGGGCAGGGUCGGCAGGCGUUCUCUAUAAAGAGCAGAGGUGGCAGGUCCCGCUGCUGCAGAGGGCAACGGCUGUGUAGAUAUGGUGUGUAUGGUCCAGGGGGCUCCCUGGGAGCCAGGCGGGCGAUCACUGUCUGUCACUGGAGCAGGUGGGCAACCUCACUCACACUUGGACAAGCCGUGGUCAAGAGUCUCCCCGAUCUGAGGGGCUUCAAGGUCUCAAUAGUUUCUGAUUACUCUUGCCCUCAGCCUUAGCAACUGGAAUCUAAUGUAUAAUAUACAUUUUUAUAUUAUUUGGGAUUUUUUUUCCUCUCAUAAGUUUAAACACUACUCUUCUUCAAGAAAGUUGGAAGCUUUUCCUACCUUUUAGCCUCCAGGAUGAGGAAAUUUGUUUGGAUUAUAGAAAUUUGCCCUGAGCCUAACUCUGCUGAGUUAACUUGGUAGAGCUGUGAUUGCUUCUGGUUCUGAGAAGUGGGAUCACGAGCCACUGGAUCGCCUUGAUGGAGACAGUAAUUCUGGCACUGUCCAGGAUUUCUCUUCAUCAGAGGUGUCUUGAGACCCCUUGCUCUCGUUAUCUCAUGUCUGGGUAUGAUAGACAGUGAUGAGGACCUCACUAACUAUUUUGUGUUUACUUUUUCUAUGUGUAAAGCUUUGCCGUAGUUUUUAAAGUGUAAUUUAUUUUUAUAUCAAAUGUACUAUUCAUGCAGCAUGUUCCACGGUUUUAUAUGACUUGUACUAGAAGCACUGCACUGAACUGUGAUCGUUCUGCACUGUAAUGAUGACCGUAGACGUGACCACCAAUAAAGCUUUUGUGAAACACUUA